AUGGCCAGGUCGAGUUCCUAUAUUCAUUUCAAGAUUCAGAAGGCUUUGUCAGAGGUGUACUUUGAUCUGGACAGGAAAGCCUUGAAAACAGGGGUUCGCUGCAUGGGCUUGGCGGAGGCUUCGGUUGACAAGGCCAGCCAGAUCAGGGAGGCGAUCGCCCGCUUCUCGAAUCACGAUGCAGAACUUCAAGAGAUCUUCAAAAAGCAUGUCCAGGAGCAGCAGACCCUUUCUGGCUUGCGUGCCGUGAUGAGGUGCAAUGUUCAUGCGUCUUCCAAAGCGCUAGAGAAGUCGCUGCAUGCAAGUGAAGCUGCGCGCGAACUUGUCGAUGAAUGGGCCUUGAAGUUUUCUACGUCAGAGGAGACCGGGAGCUUUGCGCGCGGUAUCGUCAACUCGCACAAGUUGAAAGAAACAUUUCAAAAGCUGGAGGGAAUUGUUGCCAAUUUCCACUUCGCUGCCCAGAGGUUUGGGACAAUCGCAUCUGUCUGCGAGCUAGUGGUUUUGAAUAUCGGUCCUAUCUUUCAAUUCCUCUGUGGUGAGGCUGAGUCUACAGACAAGAGGAACUCUAGAUGGGCCCGAAGGCUGUUGAAGUCAGUGUUCACAGCGGAGAAGCUUUUGCUGCUGUCUUUGCUGGGUGAGCUUACCUCGGUAAGCAUUGCAUACUCGCACCACUUCGACAAUGUCAGAGACCAACAUGGUUCUUCUUUGUCGCACACUGCGCGCACUGCUUUUUUCAUUAAUCAGCUAGAGCAGAAGAUCGAGCGCCUUUUCGGCUUUCGAACCUCUGACAAUCAACUUCGCCGACCGUUGGUCCUGCAUGACUCGUACAGUAGCGGCUAUGUUCAGACAUUGAGGGCUGGCUGGAAUUUCUUGACCGGACAAUGCAAAGCGGUGUCGGGUGAGAUGAUCUUUUAUGCUGUUGGGGCGGCCAACGAAGAACACGUGACGAGCUGGGUCGCAACUCAACUAGGCGUCGUUCGCAACAUUGCCCGCAACUUUUUGCAAGGUAUCCGUGCUGAGUUCGACAACUUGAUCGCAAGCAGCCUGCAGCCAUUC
This is a messenger RNA of Symbiodinium necroappetens, 1053 nucleotides long. The record is from the annotation of a GenBank genome assembly. NCBI's taxonomy places the organism in Eukaryota, Dinophyceae, Suessiales, Symbiodiniaceae.